UGUCAACAGAACGCACAGUAGCGGCGGCGGCAUGGCAACCAGCUACCGCGCGGGGCAGUACGAAGACGCCUUCACUGCCCGGAACCUGCAGAACUGGGCCCUCCCCCGGCUCCCGAAGCAGCACCCCGGUGCACGGGAAGGCCACACGCAGUUUAUAACCGAUGACAGAGGGCACCUGCUCCCCACCGUGCCACGCUCCAAGGCUUCCCCCUGGGGCACGUUUAUGGGAACCUGGGAUAUGCCUCUGAAGAUUCCCCCAGUCAAACUGAACCUGACCUCUCGCUCGGUCGCUGCAGCCUCACGUCUCACUGACUGGGUGUACAAGUCCAAGGCACUGACUAAUGCCUGCAACGGCCUCCUCCCAGAGAUCACUGGCAAGCCCCAAGAACUGGAAUCACACCAGGAAGCAGCAAAGGAAACUUCCGAUAAGAACAGUCGAGCAUCUAACAGAGACCUCCAGCUCCACAGACCCUCAGCUAAAAUGCCCCCUGAGGAAGAGGAAGAUUGUUACAAAAGAGUCACUACACCCAAGAUCCCUCUGUCACGCCAACCUGGCUCCAUGGAUGUGCGACUCUCGGGAGCUACCUCUCCAGUGGUACCAGUCUCGCACCAGCCUGGCUCUAAAGAGGCAAAGCACAGAGGAACCUUGCAACCCAAGGUCCCAUUGUCACGCCAGCCUGGCUGCAUGGAUGUGCGACUCAAAGAGGCCAUCACACCCAAAGUCCAGGCUUCAGGCCGAACCACAUCCAGGGAAACAAAUCCCCGGCGCACCAUCUCAGCAGAGGUCUCAGCUCCAAGCCGACCUGGCUCAAUGGAAGCUAGACCCAAGGGAGUUAGCUCACCUAACCUCAUGGCUUCAUCUCGGCCGGGAUCAGUGGAGGCCAACUUCAGAGGAGCAACAUCACCCGAUGCCUUGGCAUUAGGCCGCCCAGGUUCAAAGGCCAGCCGCACCUCCGAGACAUGGAUGAGGAUGUUGGAGGGAGGCAGAGAGGAACAGGAGCAUGUCACUCAAGAGGGAAGAGUCAGCAAGACCCAAAUCUUGCUCUGAAGAUUUGGGCAAGCAUUCAUCUAAAGGCCAGAGUAAAAGCUAUUGCUGACACAUGAAUGAUAACUGAAAGAGGUCAAACCUCACCUCACUCUGCAUCUCCAGCUGUUCCCACCCUUUUGCUUCCUGCAACUCUAAUCACCUCCAACCCCAGCCUCCUUUCUCUUUCCUGUUUUCCAGGCAAUCAGUUUAAUCCCUCUAGCUUUUCCCUUUGCAUGUGCUAGUUUCUUUGCAUGUAAGAGCUGCCACCUGCAUCAGAGUGAGCUGAACCAAACAGGCAGUGAAACGAUCAAUUUUCAAGCCACUGGCCCAAUGCUGCUGUCUGAGAUGGAGGCAGGGGACAUCCCCCAUUCACCCGAGCUUGUCAACACAACCAGUCAAAACAGAAACCCAGAUGGCAAGAGAGGGCCACUGAUUCUGAAAGAGCCUGAAUAACCCUGAUGAUUGGAUGGUACUAUGUGGUUGAAACAUGCGCUUUCCCAGUAAUCAAUAUAAAAAUAAAACUAAAAUACAAAAAACAAACUCAGGUUUUGUUUCACACAAGUAACAUCCAGGGCAAGGCGAGGCCUGUGCUGACAGCUUCCACAGAGCCCUGGCAGUGCAAUGGAAACGCAGCAAACACCGUCAGCCACUUGAUGCAGUGGUGCCCACCCACAAUCACCCGUGGCAUGCAGCCUCCUGCUCUCACACUACACCUUCCAGAGGGAGGCUGAAAUCUUUUCCAGCUGAUAAAGUGCUGGGGCUGAGACUGAUAUUUUGGCUCUGGCUGAGGCAAGAGGCCUGGCAUCCCCCAGCAGAGAGUGCUUGAGUUCACCUAGACCCAUAUUCACUGCCAAAGCUUCAAGUGCCCCGAUUUGGCUCCAGCAGAGCAGAGGCAGGGCCCAUUCCUGGGGAAGAUUUGCCCUGGGCUCUAGGCUGGCUUGUUUAUUAGCAUCAGUUCACUUCGUAGGAAAAUCCCUGGUUAAACAGGCAGAAGGGAAUGCAACAGGCCCCAGCUGCAACCUGCACCCCUCAGCCAGUGGCCACAAUCUCCCUUGGGAUGAAGUCUACCAUUCGCCCCAACAAUGUCCAGGGAAGACUGCCCUGUGGGCCAGCAUUCGGCUCCCACAUGUUCUGGCCUGCUGUGACCUACCCCCUUUGCUAGUCCCAAUGUAGAACAGAUGGGGAGAACGAUAGGCAAGGCGAGACAGAACUGGCUUUUCCUGGGUGCACCUGACAGCCCUCACAUCCAAUAGAAACCCCUUCUCCUGCAACUCAGACCCUAUCAGCCACCUGAAAAACCUAGGAAAAAAAAAAGUCAACCAGAGGCAUCCACCUGCGGAUUAGCCACUGUCCAACACUGGAACACAGGCCCCAGCCUGCCUGUAAGAAGGCAGGUUGCAAAAGGCAUGUAAAGGCAAAGCACACAAGGGGUGCAGCGGGACUGCUGCUGUGGCAGAGCACUUACAAGGCUGCUGGCUGCCCUCCCACUUCUACCCCCAAUACUGGUGGCUCUAGAAAGCUCUUUGUCCGAGGAGAGUGCUGAGAAGAUGCUUUCCCACCUCCCCAUCUUUGCUAGAGCCUGGACUGCCCAACCUGCAAUCACUUGCAAACGGUAGAUAGGCUGCUGAAUGCAGAUGGAAUUUAUUUCAAGAGCUGCUGUAAAGUCCAGCCUCACAAGGAGCUGGCACAUGCCAAGGAAUAACUAAAUUAGAAACCCAGAGGAGCCCAAUUAAAAGUCAUUCACUGACUGCAUAUAAUUAGUGGAGUGGCUCAAGUGCAUCAGCCUCCAC
Molecule: messenger RNA, 2817 nt
Organism: Alligator mississippiensis (American alligator)
Lineage: Eukaryota; Metazoa; Chordata; Crocodylia; Alligatoridae
Gene: CFAP126
Product: cilia and flagella associated protein 126
Exons: 5
Coding region: 32-1048 (338 amino acids)
Biological process (GO): cilium organization
Cellular component (GO): ciliary basal body
Source: RefSeq, a predicted model, not a curated record